GCUUGGCUACAGCAUGGCAUGAUGGAGCGCGGAGUAUUAAGGCGUUAAGUCCGUAUCUCAAGGCAUCCGUGGAAGCCUAUGGAUUGCUUGAAAGAGGCAGUGCUCAUCGUGGGACGACUCACAUUUUGUAUCAUGUAUCGCACUUGUCUUAAUCCGAACGAUGGUACGAAACAAGUAUAAUAAAGGAAGCCUGCAGUGCUCAGCCUGGUACCGCUUAGUCACAGUGUCUAGUCUGUACUCUCACUCUCGCUCUCACGCGUAUAAAUCCAAUUUCCAAUUUCAACGCCGUCAAUUGUGUAGUCAUAUAUGUCAAGGAUGAUUAGCCCUCGACUCCGGGUGGCGGCAUGUAUGACGGAAAGAGGUUGCUUGACCUGUCUCACAAUGGACUUAGUCCCUUCCCUGAUUUUUGGCACGUAAAUGUGUUCGUUCGAGAGGUCGGAGACCUCGUCGAUGCCCAGGUAGUCGACAUUCUAGUGGUCAUUCAAGGCUCGAAUAACUACGAGAUUCAUAUCAGUCUGUCUCGUGAUGAUUUCAACAUGCCACACUUCGACGGCUUUCCUUUGGCCGUCCAAGUCCCCGAGGCGGAAUUUGAGGUUGCUCACACUGGAGCUGGUCGCACUCCGCCCAGAGAUAUUACUGGGCGUCGGCUAUUCAUAUUCGAAAGGGCGGAAGGAGAGAGUAAUAUGUGGGAGGACCUGGGCCUCGAAGAAAAGGCCCGUCUUCUCUCUCAAGGGGCACAAAUCCGUGCAGCGCUAUUCAUGUUUGAUCCUCCAUCUGGUUUCACUACCCAAUGGCUCCCUGAGCCUCUUUUGUGCAGAAGCCAAACCACUAUUGGUGACUUAGGCCCCAUGAUUGGAAGGGAGGACGACAACACUGUCGUCGGCCCCAUUGCCUCAGCGGCGAAGCAGUCUCUCGCAAACAAUCGGCGUUAUAUCACUUCGUUGUAUGACUGGGUGGCUGGGUGCAUAAUUCCAGCAAUCUUGUUGAAUCCAGAAAUGGCCGUUGCCGUUGGCUUUUCGACGGACUUUGGCUUGGUGGACGAAAACGGUACCACUUCUAUCACGCGAGUACCCAAGAUUCUCUUUGACGAAGUCCCUGAUUACGAAUAUGUCAUCAACGCUGGAAAAGACGCAUGUCAUUUGUGGUUUGCUUUGAGAGACUGGCGAGGUAGGGAUCUAGAGGGAUAUUUUGGAAACAUUGGGCCCUGGGCCGAAAGAAGGGUCAAUGAAAUUACCGGAUAA
Messenger RNA from Eremomyces bilateralis CBS 781.70, 1241 nucleotides. RefSeq lists its product as uncharacterized. The record is from RefSeq and is a predicted model, not a curated record. Lineage: Eukaryota; Fungi; Ascomycota; Dothideomycetes; Eremomycetales; Eremomycetaceae. Bases 345 to 1241 code for a protein of 298 amino acids. The transcript is spliced from 7 exons.